AUGUUUCGUCUUGAUCUGUCUUGCGCUUCUGCAUUUGCUUUGAGCCCAAAUUGUCUCCUCUUGAAUGGCCAUUUCAGACUCGAGUUCUUUCGUCUUGACUCUUGGGAGGACGACAGUCGACGUCGACGUCGUCUGGUGCCCAACCCGUUCGGCUCCAGACAUCCGGAGGCGCGACUUCGGGCUCACCGAGGCUCUGCAACCGUGGCUCCUCUCGGUCGAGAUGAGGUCCAGCAGAAACAGAUUAAAGGUGCGGCAGACGCGGUUUCCGGCGGUGGCCGAGAGGCUGAGAAAAGCAUUAACUGUUCUGAUGGUCUUCUUGAGUCCGAGAAGGCGUCAUCUGUCUCUCUGCCUCGAGACUUGGAUGCGGUUCUCAAGUCGACCGGAGCUGUGCGACAGAUUGCCGCGGGUCAAUUGGUGCAGCCGAGCGGAGAAGAGAGGCAGGGGGACAAUCAGGGCUGCACGCCAUUGGAGACCGCGUCCCAUGAGGGUACAGAUGUUGCAGGAGAUGUCGACCGAGGAGACAGGCCGGAGGAGGCGGAGUUGCAGCAAGUCGAGCAGUCGGCUUCCACUUCGCUACACAGAAAUUCCGAAAAUGCUCAUGACCAUGACAACCCAUCGGUUGAUGCUAACAACGAGGCUGAUAGAAUGUGCAAUGGGUCUGACAAUAUGACGAUGGAGGAUGGAGAGACAAGUGAGCACAAAAGUGCAACGCCAGAGGAAGGAGAGAAAAUGAGUGGAAAAAUGAGAAAAGAGGUAGACGAACCGAAAGCAGAAGUGGAUGACUAUUCGUCAACACCCGAAACGAACUCAAUUGCUGGAAUGUUCCCGCUUCAACAUUUCAACUUUCAGUAUGCUCGUCUAUGCGCCAGUUCUGAAAGUGAGUCACGCCAAAUUGAGAUUUGUUUUGAUGUUGGUUCUAGUCUUGUGUCCUGCGCUAAAGUAUUCAUGAUGAUUUCCGGCAGCAUACCGCUUACUCGGUACAUUUCAAGUCAUCAUCACGAAUACAAUGACAGAAGACGCAGAACUAGUUACCUUCUAAAACGUCUCCCUGUCGCCCGACCAAGUUUACGAAACGAGGUCAGAACAUAA
Molecule: messenger RNA, 1089 nt
Organism: Protopolystoma xenopodis
Lineage: Eukaryota; Metazoa; Platyhelminthes; Monogenea; Polystomatidea; Polystomatidae
Source: the annotation of a GenBank genome assembly